Molecule: messenger RNA, 1963 nt
Organism: Protopterus annectens (West African lungfish)
Lineage: Eukaryota; Metazoa; Chordata; Ceratodontiformes; Protopteridae
Product: tropomyosin alpha-4 chain
Exons: 8
Coding region: 479-1225 (248 amino acids)
Biological process (GO): actin filament organization; muscle contraction
Cellular component (GO): actin filament
Molecular function (GO): actin filament binding
Source: RefSeq, a predicted model, not a curated record
CCCGGAUGAGCGCUCUCCUUUUUGCAGUUGAGGCUUCUCUUCUCUCUUUUGUAGGUGCUUUCCUCCUUCGGUAUUUGAACCUCUCACAUCUGCUGUGGUGUUUUUGGUAGAAGAUCCCGUCCAGCAGUGAUUCAGGAACUGUUCUUUGCAAGUUGAGCUGCAUAAAGGAGAGCGUUUAGAUUUAAAAGCUUCGAGUGGAUCGUUUCCUUUAAGUCUUAAAGUUAAUUGACUGAUAUAUUCUAUAGUUUUGCACUUUACGGUGACAUUGCACUUUGAAAAUUUGACCACACCUUUUCUCCCCUUAAAAAAAAAAACUUUUAAGCAGUCGCUUUAUUUAAACGUCUUUAUAAGCUCGCAAGGUUUUGUUUAAAGGAUUGCUACUGAUCUUUAGUAUCUAAAGGCACUGUACAGUGUUUGGACACUCCGUGUUUUUGUAUUCUUUUUGAGGGGAGUAUUUUAAUUUUGACGUGACCGAAUCAUGGCUGGACUCAAUACCUUGGAAGCAGUGAAAAGGAAAAUCCAGUCUUUGCAGCAGCAGGCGGAUGAGGCGGAGGAGCGAGCCCAGCAUCUGCAGCGAGAGGUGGACAGUGAGCGCGAGCUGCGCGAGAAAGCUGAGGCUGAUGUGGCUGCAUUAAAUCGACGAAUCCAGCUGGUGGAAGAGGAGCUAGACCGCGCCCAAGAACGGUUAUCCACAGCCCUUUUGAAGCUUGAAGAAGCAGAGAAGGCAGCUGAUGAAAGUGAGAGGGGUAUGAAGGUCAUAGAAAACAGGGCAAUGAAAGAUGAGGAGAGAAUGGAAAUUCAGGAGCUGCAACUGAAAGAGGCCAAGCACAUCGCUGAAGAGGCAGAUCGCAAAUAUGAAGAGGUUGCUCGGAAGCUGGUUGUUCUAGAAGGAGAGCUCGAGAGGGCAGAGGAACGCGCAGAGGUGGCAGAACUGAAAUGUGGUGAACUGGAAGAGGAACUGAAAAAUGUGACCAACAACCUUAAAUCACUUGAAGCUCAAUCUGACAAGUACUCUGAGAAAGAAGACAAAUAUGAUGAGGAAAUAAAAGUUCUGGCAGACAGACUGAAAGAGGCAGAGACUCGUGCGGAGUUUUCAGAAAGAAGUGUUGCUAAACUGGAAAAGGCAAUUGAUGAUCUGGAAGAAAAACUUGCCCAUGCAAAGGAGGAGAACUUGGGUAUGCAUAGCGUUCUGGACCAGACUCUACAAGAACUGAACUGCUUAUAAUUCCAGCAUCAAGAGAAAGAACUUGUUGCCCUCAAUAUUUCACUUCUCAUAUUUUUGUGCUUCCAGAAAAGAUCUGUUAUAACCUAUGAAAAUGUGACCAAAUAUUUUAUAUAUUACAAGAAGUUUUUUAAAGAAACAAGAUCCACCCCCUUGCAGUGCAUGUAAACUCCUCCACACAUUCCAGUAGUUAGUUUUUAAUAAAUGCUGUUGCAUCUUAAAGGCAAGGGGCACAUUUGCAAAAAAUACUUGCAGUGUCCUCAUAGGCGAAACAGGCUGCCGUUUUAUUUUGUCAGUUAUAUAAAUACAAACACACCUCUUCUGGUAUAAGCAUCUCUAGUGUGUCAGUAGUGAAAGCAAGAAUGUGCAAAAUGUUUCAUCUCUGGUUAUUCUUCUGGAAUAUUACUUUUUAACUCUGGGGAAGUGCCAGUCUUAUAUAAUUAGCAGAUGACUAUGCAUCUAUUCUCAAACGGCGUUAAUUUAAUAUAUAAAAGCUGGACCAAAAAAAGAUGCAGGUUCUGACCGAAGACCAUGCCUCUGAAGACCAGAACCAGUGGGUUUUGCAGCUAGCAAACAAUACCAGGCAUGCGUAGUUGUUUACAUCCCUUGAAGGGACUAGCAUGUCUGUCCAGUUCUGAUUUGCAACUCGUACAUCCACUGUGUAUCUGUAGAGUUUGUAUUAAGUAUUUUAGCAUCACAUUUCUUAGCUUAUUUUCAAUAAAAAUUUUUACAGAAAGUCUA